Branchiostoma floridae (Florida lancelet) is the source of this 811-nucleotide messenger RNA. Its product is annotated as cytochrome c oxidase assembly factor 8-like. The transcript has 5 exons. The record is from RefSeq and is a predicted model, not a curated record. Gene Ontology annotation, biological process: intrinsic apoptotic signaling pathway. The coding region runs from base 153 to 701 and encodes 182 amino acids. Gene Ontology annotation, cellular component: mitochondrion. Lineage: Eukaryota; Metazoa; Chordata; Leptocardii; Amphioxiformes; Branchiostomatidae.
GAUCCGAAAUCAUUGCCCGUAACUACGUAUUUCUGAGGAGCAUCUUUCUGAUUGUUUCUCACUGAUCCCGCUUCAUAGAAUGUGCUUCUGCGAUUAAGGUCAUCAGACAGUGUGCUUCUAAGCUUAGUGAUAAGUCAGGGUGAACCGCCGAGAUGAUUCGAUCCUUCUGUACGGCAAGGAACGCACACGCUGCCGUCAGGAAAACCCGCACGGCUGGCAGGAGAAAAGGACAAACAAAGGCCAGUGUUCCUGGUAUAGCUGCCCAGCCCCCACCCCAGUCCCAGAUGGCUCAUGACUGGAUCGGCCCAGCAGACCCCAGCUCCAACCUCAGACCCAUCAAGUUCAGGGUUCCCACGGGAGAGUCAGCGGCAGAGGAGAGACUCAGACAGCUCAGGGCAGACACACAGAAGUGGAACCAGGAAUUCUGGUCCAACCACAACCAGCAGUUUAAUAAGGAGAAGGCAGACUUUAUCAGGAGCUGGUUGGAAAAGGAGGAUUUCAAGUCAGUUCACACUGAUGGAAGUAAGAGAAUGCCUCCAGCUGAGGACAUGUCUGAGUUUUACAGGACAUUUCUGACUGAGCAUCAGCAUGGCCAGCUGCAGUAUCAGCGGGAGUGGUAUAAGAGGAAUCUCUACAUCAUCUAUCUAUCGUUUAGAGUGAAGAUGUUUCAGCUGGUGUCAAAGGUGUUAAUGAGAAGAUAGCAAAAUCCCUAUAAGUGGUGCAUACAAAUUAGUAAAGACUGAAAGACUUCCUUAUUUAGGUUACCUAUUGAACUUAAUGAUACGCUAUUUGUUGAUAGAAUAUUUAUUUA